AUGCGCACUUCUCGCACUUCCAAAGAGACCGCGAAGGUUCUGCAGGCCCUCUCGCCCCCUAUCCGACGAAAAACGCGCAACUCCAAUGUGAGCGCUUUGAAAGGGUUCGCGUACAACGCGAAUGCGACUCCGACAGUCAAGACAGAGCCGGAAAAUGGCUCGGUGACAUCCAGUCUAUCUGCCUUCAAAAGUGACGAUGAAUCCUCUUUCUCCGAGCUCUCCGAGGCCGACACAGCGGAUAUCGAAGACCUCCUUGAACCGCCAUCGAAACGCCAAAAACGCAACGCAAGCCCUUUAAACCCACGAGUCCUCAAACAGAGUACAAGUUCUCGCACACCCCGAAAAGUGAUAGUCAAGGAUGAACCCGACCAGAAACCGACACCCACAUCCAAACAACGACCCACACCGACUCCCAAACAAAGACGGCUCCCUGCCCGUGAAACACGCGAUAUCGACGGCUCAAUCAAGGUCGAGCCGCCAUCCAACUGGGAGACGAUAUACGAAACCGUGAAAAAGAUGAGGGCAGCCAAUCCGACUGCACCGGUAGACACAAUGGGCUGCUCGGAGCUAUACUGGCGUGGAUCAUCAGCAAAAGACCGUCGAUUCCAGACACUCAUUGCAUUGAUGCUCUCAUCCCAGACCAAAGACACAGUAACAGCGGUAGCGAUGCAACGUCUUCACACUGAGCUGGGAGACGGCACUCCAGCCGAAGAUGUCAAAAUCAAACUGGAAGAGGAUGAUUCAAAACCCGUCGACAGUACCCUAAACCUAACCAACAUCCUAGCUGUCGAUCCGACGCGACUAAACGAACUAAUUCGCACAGUCGGCUUCCACAACAACAAGACAAAAUACAUCAAAUCAACCGCGCUGAUCCUGCGAGACCAGUACAACGGCGAUAUCCCUUCCACUCCGGAGGGACUCAUGGCACUUCCGGGCGUUGGACCUAAAAUGGCAUACCUCUGUCUGAGCGCGGCAUGGGGUAAACACCUAGGGAUCGGUGUCGAUGUGCAUGUCCACCGUAUUACCAAUCUCUGGGGUUGGAAUAAGACCAAGACGCCUGAGGAAACGAGGAAGGCGUUGCAGUCGUGGCUGCCACCGGAUAAAUGGCAUGAGAUUAACAAGUUACUUGUUGGGCUUGGGCAGACUGUCUGUCUGCCUGUUAAGCGUCGCUGUGGAGAUUGUGAUCUGGCUGGCACGCGACUUUGUAAGAGUGAGAUUCGGGGGCUUGAGCCUACGGUUCUGAAAGUUAAGAGAAGCCCUGAGGUUGAUGAGCCCAAGGUUAAGAUUGAGGCUCUAUGA
Messenger RNA from Penicillium griseofulvum, 1299 nucleotides. RefSeq names its product endonuclease III domain-containing protein. The record is from RefSeq and is a predicted model, not a curated record. The transcript has a single exon. The coding region runs from base 1 to 1299 and encodes 432 amino acids. Gene Ontology annotation, cellular component: nucleus. Gene Ontology annotation, molecular function: DNA binding; oxidized pyrimidine nucleobase lesion DNA N-glycosylase activity; DNA-(apurinic or apyrimidinic site) endonuclease activity. Gene Ontology annotation, biological process: base-excision repair; nucleotide-excision repair; base-excision repair, AP site formation. Lineage: Eukaryota; Fungi; Ascomycota; Eurotiomycetes; Eurotiales; Aspergillaceae.